AUGGCAAAGUUACCUAAAAGCGGGAAAGAGCGAAACGUGUCUUUUUGCAAUGCAUGUUGUGUGUGCAUGAGUUACAAGAAAAUUUUAAGUUUUGUCAUUUAAAACUGUGUGUGUUUUCUGCAAACUUUGCGCAAAAACUUUAAACAUAGCAAUCAUGUUUGACGACGAUUGGGAACCAGCACCUUUAACCGCCCUUGGAAACACAGAUUUUCGAGGUGCAAGUUCUUUUGAUAACCCGUAUUCCAAGAAAGAUGAUGGUGGUUUUGGUUCAGGUUUUGGUGAUAGCCGUGGAGGUGCACGCAGCAAAGGUUGUUUUAAAUGUGGAGAAGAAGGUCAUAUGUCCAGAGAAUGCCCGCAGAACACUGGAUCAGGUUUUGGUGAUAGCCGUGGAGGUGCACGCAGCAAAGGUUGUUUUAAAUGUGGAGAAGAAGGUCAUAUGUCCAGAGAAUGCCCGCAGAACACUGGAUCAGGUUUUGGUGAUAGCCGUGGAGGUGCACGCAGCAAAGGUUGUUUUAAAUGUGGAGAAGAAGGUCAUAUGUCCAGAGAAUGCCCGCAGAACACUGGAUCAGGUUUUGGUGAUAGCCGUGGAGGUGCACGCAGCAAAGGUUGUUUUAAAUGUGGAGAAGAAGGUCAUAUGUCCAGAGAAUGCCCGCAGAACACUGGAUCAGGUGACAGACAUUCAAACGCAUAUUUUAAAGGUGGAGAUCACGCUGCUCAGGAAUAUCAUAAGGCUGGAGACGGAGAUAAACCUCGUCCUCCUCUGUACAUUCCCCCCCCACCUCCUGAGGAUGAGGUUGAAAUGUUUGCUAGCAUGCAGCGAGGAAUUAACUUUGGGAAGUACGAUGCCAUCCCUGUGGAGGUGAGCGGACUCAACGCUCCGAAGUGCAUUUCAACUUUCGAGAUGGCAAACCUCCAAGAAACAAUACUGGUGAAUGUGCAGAAAGCAGGUUAUGACAGACCUACACCUGUGCAAAAAUACAGCAUUCCCAUUAUUAAUGCUGAUCGUGACUUGAUGGCAUGUGCACAGACAGGAUCUGGCAAAACGGCUGCGUUUUUGCUUCCGGUCCUUACUAAGCUGGUUGAAUCGGGUGUAAAGUCGUCUGAAUUCAGUGAAAAGAAAACUCCACAAGCGAUUAUAAUUGGCCCAACAAGAGAACUUGUAAACCAGAUUUUUCUGGAAGCCCGUAAAUUCUCACGUAGCACCAUUAUUCAUCCAGUGGUUGUAUAUGGGGGCACCAGUGUUGGUUACCAAAUAAGGGCUGUACAAAAAGGUUGUGACGUAUUGAUCGCAACCCCUGGUCGUCUGAUGGAUUUUAUUAACCGUGGCUUGAUUGGUCUGGAGAAUGUUCGGUUCAUUAUCCUCGAUGAAGCAGAUCGGAUGUUGGAUAUGGGGUUCGAAUCUGAGAUCAGGAAGCUUGUAUCUUUACCAGGGAUGCCACAGAAGAACAAUCGUCACACGCUUAUGUUCAGCGCGACAUUUCCAGAUGAAAUACAAAAACUUGCUCACGACUUUCUCCGGGAGGACUUCCUGUUCCUCACAGUAGGAAGAGUAGGGGGAGCAUGCUCCGAUGUCACGCAAACAGUGAUCUCCGUGGAGUGGAAAGACAAACGCUCCAAACUACUCGAGCUUAUUGCAGAUGUUAAUGAAACCAAGAGUCGUACUCUUGUUUUCGUGGAAACCAAGAGAGGAGCUGAUUUCCUCGCUUGUGUUUUAUGCCAAGAAGAUUUCCCAACCACAAGCAUCCAUGGAGAUCGUUUACAACAAGAUAGAGAGCAAGCACUCCGUGAUUUCAAAUUAGCAGUUUGUCCAAUACUUGUUGCUACUUCAGUUGCUGCAAGAGGAUUAGACAUACCAAAGGUAGAGCAUGUGAUUAACUAUGACAUGCCGAGAGAAAUAGAUGAAUAUGUGCAUCGAAUCGGACGUACUGGUCGUUGUGGUAACCUGGGACGCGCAACUACAUUUUUUGACAACAAAAAAGACGCAAAUCUGGCUCGCUCACUUGUUAAAAUUCUUUCCGAGGCUCAACAAGAAGUUCCAGGUUGGUUGGGGGAAUGUGCAGAGUCUGCUGUUGGUUCGAAUUUCGGAGCAGAAAAAGGAAGAUUUGGUGGAAAAGACCUUCGGGAGAGAGGUGGAGAAGGGAUUACUGGUUUCGGAUCAAUGGGUGGUGGAAGUGGAGCAAGGAGCACUGCUGAUUAUGAUUAUAAUGAUGGUGGUGGUUUCGACUGUGUUGGUGUGAAUGACGAUGAUGACUCGUGGGAUUAACUCUUAUUGGAAUUGAAAAGAAACCGAACAUUGCCAAAUAUCUGAAAAAGAUUCUACAUUCUGUACCACUGUUUAUUUUCUCUCCUUUUCACGGAGGUUACUUCUGUUGUUGGUUGUUUUUUCUGUGACUUCUGCACAUAAUGCAUGUUCAAAUACCACUUACUGCUGGCUGCGCUAAGCUACGUACUUCCACCUACAGUGUUGAUACGUCAAGCUUGUCCAUUGCAAACAAUUUUGCAAAAUCAUGAUGCUUCGUUUUUGAAUCUGCUGUUAGACUUCUUUAUUUUGCUAGAAGUGGUUUUGCAUAAAAAUCUGUCAUUAUUAUACAACAGAGUGGUUGUAGCUGGUGCAGUCAAAUUUGAAUUUGAUUAUUGUGAGAAUUUUUUAUGUUCACACACUUUUGUCUUUCAUUUUCCCUUCUACGUGGAAUUAAAUACAACACUUCGUUAUUAGCUC
Molecule: messenger RNA, 2719 nt
Organism: Ciona intestinalis (vase tunicate)
Lineage: Eukaryota; Metazoa; Chordata; Ascidiacea; Phlebobranchia; Cionidae
Source: RefSeq, a predicted model, not a curated record